GGCACAGCACGAGAAUAGCCCGCAAACGUAACCAGGGUGGUCGAUUGCAAAGUUUUGCAAGUUGGGCAUGUUUGUUUGUUGACGGUUGGUGACUUUCGUUUAAAGUUGUGCGCUACAGUGAGAAUCUGUUUUGGUGAAUUCCAAGCUAUAUUGCGUGCUGUCGAUGCCAUCGUGAAUGAAACACAUUUAAAUUAGCUUUUUCAUUCCACCCAAAGGAUUUUUAUCGUAUUUAUCAUACAGCUAAAACAAGGGUUCGCUGGUUUAAAAUCUGAUUUACGGUUCCCUUACAACACUGCCGUACCCUCGGGAGGAAAAAUAACCAGGUUCUCAGUACUUACCACGCGAUUAGAAAGUUUGAUCAAUAUCAAAAAGUGGUUUGAUAGCAGCGAGGCUACUCUACUCUGUUUGUUUGUGCUCUCGUUCGCAUUUCAUAACGUGACAUUCUCUAAGCGACCAUGGUGAUGAUUAGUUGAUCGUUCAGGGAAAUUAUAAUAUUCGGAAAAUUGUACUCUGAAAAUUCAUUUUCAGAACUUUUCAGAACAUUAAUCUUACUCGUGAGUGCAUGCGAAACUGUACGUUUUACAUUGUUGGUGGCCAAUAUCGGGAGCAUCGGAACGCUACGGAUAUAGUGCAUUACAGCAGCAAUAGCGGAUAACCGGUUCCGAACCAGAGAUGAUACCCAUCCUCAACAAAUUUAAUCUAAAAGAAGGAGUGAAACAGAUCGUCGGCGUCUCCGAUAUCACCGAGAAUCGCAACAUAUGGCGCAUGCUGAUUGCCGAGUUUCUCGGAACAUUCUUUUUGGUAGCGAUCGGUAUUGGUAGUACGACGGGCUGGACUGACUACAAUCCCACGCUUACGCAGAUUGCAUUCACCUUCGGCCUGGUGGUCGCGACGCUUGCACAGGCAUUUGGACACGUGAGCGGAUGCCACAUCAAUCCUGCCGUCACGAUCGGACUUAUGGUAACUGCUGACGUCAGCAUACUAAAGGGUGCUUUCUACAUUGUUUCACAGUGUAUCGGUGCGAUUGCAGGAGCAGCCGUCAUUAAGGCCGCCACGCCAUCGGAAGUGGUCGGAGGACUCGGUGUGACCGGUAUCGCCCCGGGACUGUCCACUGGACAGGGAGUCCUGAUAGAAGCGCUCAUCACCUUCAUGCUGGUGUUCGUCGUCCAUGGCGUGUGCGAUAAUCGGCGAACGGACAUCAAGGGUUCGGCACCGCUCGCUAUCGGGCUCUCGAUCACGGCUGGCCAUUUGGCAGCGAUUAAGUAUACUGGCGCCAGCAUGAACCCGGCACGCUCGUUCGGACCGGCCGUUGUAAUGGGCAAUUACACGGAUCUGUGGGUAUAUUGGGUCGGUCCGAUAGUCGGUGGCAUCGUCGCAGGGGCCGUCUAUCGUCUGUUCUUCAAAGUAAGAAAAGGUGACGAGGAAUCAAAUUCAUACGAUUUUUAAGAACAACCCCCUCCCAAAAACACAGCAUAAAUAUGUGCUGGAACUCAUUUCACCGACCAUCAAAAUCAGCAAGCAGUGCAUCGCAAUUAUUUGUCCCUAUGUACACUUUGCAAAACGCAAUGGAAUUCAUUUUAUACACGGUUUUGUUUGCUGUUCUAUUAAUUCGUUAUUAAAUGUUAUGUUUCUUGUUUGAGCGUAUAAUGUCCGUGUGUUGUUCUAUGAGCGUGUAUGAAAAAUUUGAGGUUUUCUACACACAGAUUACAUCAAGUCUUACACACAAAUAACACAAUUUGAUAAAAUAACUCAUUUUUAUUCAUUCUAUACCACCACUACCAAACUGAAUUAAUUUCAAUGUUUUGUGUUUAUUAAUAAUUCUGCUGAUUACUUUUAAUGCAUAAAACUUAUUCGUGUUUUUUCUUAUUUUUCUAUUGAUUGUGUACCUUCCACCCGUGCAGAUGAACACUAACAAAGUGGGCCAAGUGACUAACGACGUUCAGUACAUUUAGCCCGGAGCGUAAUCCACUAGCCCAUCUCGAUAGCUUUUGCUACAAAUAAUCUGACUUUGCAUCAUGUGUGCGAAUGCGAGUAUAAGACGACACAAACCCUUGGGAUGUAUUACAAUUCAAUUAACUACAUUUACACAUAACCUGCAUAGCAUAAAGAAACACAUUCUUAAGAAACAUAAAACAUAAAACUAAACAUAACAUAAAACUAAAUCGAAAACUACAACUCAUCGGUUAUAAGACGGAGUUUGAAAUAAGUUUAACCGAAUGUAUGUGACAACAACUGGAAUUAGGAGUCAUGAUGCAGCGCAGAGAAAUGAAUAGCAGAGAUCGCCUACCCCAAAUCUCGAGUAACUAAACCAUCAUCCAACAUUAUCUACACCUUUGCCAAUGCUUACAACUCCCUUACACAUAGAAGCUUCGUGAAGAAAUAGCUCGUUUGAGAAUCACUUGGACCGGGAAAAAUGCAGUAGAACAUGUCAAAUUCAUUUUUACUCACUCAACAGCAAUUAAUAUGUAAAUAGUUUGUUCAUGAAGCGUGGGUUAUGGACUAAUUCCAAUUCUCGA
Molecule: messenger RNA, 2516 nt
Organism: Anopheles moucheti
Lineage: Eukaryota; Metazoa; Arthropoda; Insecta; Diptera; Culicidae
Gene: Drip
Product: aquaporin AQPAn.G
Exons: 6
Coding region: 673-1446 (257 amino acids)
Biological process (GO): transmembrane transport
Cellular component (GO): plasma membrane
Molecular function (GO): water channel activity
Source: RefSeq, a predicted model, not a curated record